CACACAAGAGGCGUGUGUGGAUAAGCUACGGCAGAUAAGGUUUCCACCACCAUCGCUCCUCUCUUUCACUCUCCCAACCCACAUCGAAAAUACAGGGAACCCAUCGAUGGCCUCUCUGCAAAACUCUCCUGCAAUUCAUCGAACGCUCUUUCCAAAUUCGUUUUCUCAGCUAGGGUUACAGAAGCACGGUCAGUUUCGAUGCUGUAGAAGAGGUGUUUCACUUCUUGUGAGGGCGGAGCAGGUUUCAACUACUAAUCGUGAAGAUGGACCUGGGAGACGCCAAGUGCUUGCUGUUGGGGCAAUUGGCUCUUGGGUUUCUCUUGUUAACCAGACCUCAAUAUCAUUUGCUGCAGAAACUAAAAAGGGAUUUCUCGCCGUCAUGGACAAGAAGGAUGGAUACUCAUUUCUUUAUCCAUUUGGGUGGCAGGAAGUAGUCAUUGACGGGCAAGACAAGGUAUUCAAAGAUGUCAUUGAGCCAUUAGAAAGUGUCAGUGUAAAUAUGAUCCCCACUGUCAAACAGGACAUUCGAGAACUUGGGUCUCCACAAGAGGUUGCUGAAGCUCUAAUAAAAAAGGUUUUGGCCCCUCCUUCCCAAAAGACAAAACUAGUUGAGGCAGUAGAGCAUGAUGUUGAUGGCAAGGCUUACUAUACAUUUGAGUUCACUGUUCAGGCUCCAAACUUCACUCGCCAUGCUCUCAGUGCAAUCACUAUUGGCAAUGGUAAAUUCUACACUCUGACAACUGGGGCCAACGAGAGGAGGUGGGAGAAGAUGAAAGACAAAUUGCACACUGUGAUUGAUUCCUUCCAGAUUUUCAAUGUUUGAUGUAAUAGUUUAGUUUCCUAUGUCACAUGAGAAAUUGCAAUCACCAUUGUGCUUUUUCUUCCCAAGUUGUAUGAGGCCCAGUUCUGGUUACCCGUUAUUGUUCCACAGAUGCUUCAAAGGCAAAUGCCUAUGUACUCAAACCUAUGUAGAUAAAUCAUUUUUGUCUACGGAAUCUAAAUGUUAUUUUUCCGUUCCAUUUUUUCACCUA
Vitis riparia (riverbank grape) is the source of this 1031-nucleotide messenger RNA. RefSeq names its product psbP-like protein 1, chloroplastic. The transcript has 8 exons. Lineage: Eukaryota; Viridiplantae; Streptophyta; Magnoliopsida; Vitales; Vitaceae. Gene Ontology annotation, biological process: photosynthesis. The record is from RefSeq and is a predicted model, not a curated record. The coding region runs from base 107 to 823 and encodes 238 amino acids. Gene Ontology annotation, molecular function: calcium ion binding. Gene Ontology annotation, cellular component: extrinsic component of membrane; photosystem II; photosystem II oxygen evolving complex.